Schistosoma haematobium is the source of this 5192-nucleotide messenger RNA. It is a transcript of the gene SURF4, whose product is annotated as Surfeit locus protein 4. Lineage: Eukaryota; Metazoa; Platyhelminthes; Trematoda; Strigeidida; Schistosomatidae. The transcript is spliced from 5 exons. Gene Ontology annotation, biological process: Golgi organization. Gene Ontology annotation, cellular component: membrane; endoplasmic reticulum-Golgi intermediate compartment; endoplasmic reticulum. The record is from RefSeq and is a predicted model, not a curated record. Bases 83 to 913 code for a protein of 276 amino acids.
UUUAUACUAUCACGUUAAGGAGAGCUUUCAACACAACUGUUCUACGUUCUACGUUGCGUAGCUGUCGCCUGAUCACUUAAUAAUGGUAGACAUAAUGCAGCGUGGCUCUACCAACAGAGAACUGCUGGAUAGACUGGAGGAUCAUGCAGAUUGGCUUGUACGAAAAAGUCGACGUUAUUUACCUCAUAUAGCUAGAUUCUGUCUCGUAUCUACAUUUAUUGAAGAUGGUUUUCGACUUUUAACUCAAUGGUCUGACCAAGUGGAUUAUAUCCAAUCUGUUUGGGGAACCCAUGUCAUAUUUGCAGCCUUUUUCAUUUUAUUGAACAUCUGCUUACAGUUUAUUGGAAGUGCUUUUGUCUUGGGUCGUUAUCGAGUGAAAAUUGGCGUUGGAAUUCUUAUGUCAACUGUAUUAUUACAAACUAUUGGUUAUAAUAUUUGGACAAAAGUAUUCUUUAUGCGUAAUCUAUCACUUAUUGGUAGUUUAUUAUUAUUAUUAGCUGAAGUACAACAAGAAACACGUAGUCUAUUAGCUGGUCUACCAUCAUCUGGUGAAAAUACACAUCGACAAUAUAUUCUACUUGGUGGUAGAAUACUUAUUAUUCUAAUGUUUGUCACAUUAAUUCAUUUAGGUAGUAGUAUAUUCUAUGUUAUACAAUCCAUUAGUAAUUUAAUCUUAAUUCUAUUGGUGGCAAUUGGUUAUAAAACAAAACUUUGUGCAACAGUAUUAGUUAUUUGGUUAACUGGUAUGAAUUUUUAUUAUAAUCGAUUUUGGGCUGUUAGUAAUGAUAGUUUAAUGUGGGAUUUUUUAAAAUAUGAUUUCUUUCAAACAUGGUCAGUUAUUGGUGGUUUAGGUUUAGUUGUUGCAUAUGGACCAGGUGGUGUUAGUGUAGAUGAUUAUAAAAAGAAAUGGUAAUAACAAUUGAUAAUAUAUAUGAACAUUACAUUCUAUGUUUGUUCUGAUCGUUGUGGAAUAGUAAUAGUCGUAGUAGUUCAUGUAUACAUGAAAUGAUGUAUAUCAUGAUUACUACCUGAUAAUAACAAUAAUAAUGUACUUGUUUGAUUAGUUCUUUUCUCUUUCAUCUUGUAAACUGUCCAUUUCAUUUAUGGGUCAUAUAUAUAUAUAUAUUGGUCAACAAAUGGAAUAAUGAUAGAAUGUAAUUAUUUUGUAACUCUCUUAUUUACUAUUUCUUAUUGUCUUUUGUUCAUUCAUUGUUUAUAUUCAAGGUUAUCUCUUUUCUUGUUUGUGUCAAUUAACUUUUCUUUUUAUACAUUGCACAAUCUUCCCUCACCCCUCCUGUGUGUGUGUGUGUGUGUGUGUGUACAGUCUCUAUGUGUAAUCAUGUGUAUGUGUGUGGGUGUGCGUGCAUGCAUGUGAACAAUCAAUUACCUUCAUUACAUGUUUAUUUUAUUCUCUUUUAUUUAUUUGUAAUUUCUUUUUUUUUUUUGGAAAAUAGAAAUCCUUCUUAUAUCCCUCUCUCUUUCUCUUACUUUUGUUUUCAUUUUAAUUAUUUUCGAAUAAUAUACAUGGUAUAUAUAUAUAUACAUAUAUGUUGUCAUUUAUUGUGACAUUUGUGCGCCCUCCCCCCCCUCUCGAUUAGUUGUUUAUUUUACAGUUUAUCUUGUUGUUUUUUUCUCGGUUUUCCCUUUUUCCCUUCAUUGUACCAAAUUUUUGAACUCAAUUCAUAUAAAAGUGAGAAAAUCAUUUCACGGUGUUUUGUUUUGUUUGUUUGUUUCUGAGAAAAAGAUUCAUUGACUCAUUUAAAUUAAGCAAUAGGGAUUUGUAGUAAUAGUAAUUCAAUUACUAAACUAUCGUUUACCUUUUAAUGUAUCAUGUUGAUUGGAGUAGAACUUUGUUAGAAGAAGAAAAAAAGGUGGGAAAAGCUUAAGAUAUGACAUCAGUCUAUGGAAUUAUCGUUAAGGUGAAAUUUGAAGGAAUCUUAAGUGACUUUGAGAAAAAUUAGCCAUUCAGCAAACAGUCAGUAUAGAGUUGAAAUAUAUAUUAUACGAAACCAAGGAAAUAAAGUGGACAAACUUCUUAUAUGUGGUUCAAAAACUUGUCAAGGUUAGAAAGAGAUCCACAGGUUCUAAAAUCGUAAUGCAUGCAGUAGAGGAAAUCAUCCAUAUGGCUGCAGAAUAGUUGGCCUCAUGGAGCCAUGAUAAAGUCUCAAAAACUCAUUCAGCCUCGACCACAUAGCUUCAUUAUUGUUUGUGCGCACUUCAGUUGUUGGAUCCACAAAAUGGUGCUUAAGAAUAGCGAUAUGAUGCACAUAACCAAGCCUAUGUAGGAGUCUGUACACUCUCCAAUCAUCCGUAUAUAUUGUAGUACCUGGCUGCAGCCAAUGUUACUGGUGCUUUUAUUAUCCAGUUCGCAAUAAUUGUCAUUAUGGUUUUCAUCACAAAGUAACAUCAGCUAUAAUACCAAAACUUUAUUUAGUCAAAUGGAUGAUUGACUUUCGCGCCAAAAUCCGAGAUCUGUUAUCUAACACGUGGUUAGUUUGUCCAUAAAUUACAGUCUCGCCGUUUUAUUUGUUAUAGGCGCCUAAUUAUCACAUUUUCCAUAAAAUCCCCUGUGAACCGGUCGUACGUUAACAUAAGGUACUGAAAUUGGCGCUGGGAACCCUCAAAUGCUUCUAAUUGGCUUGUCCAUACAUUAUAGUCUCACUGUCGUUGAUUUUAAUCACAUUGGUAGAUGUACACAUGCCAUUAUAUCUGUCGUGAUUCUCAUAACUCAUAUCAGUGUAGCGGGAAAAGAAAUUAAUAAAACAAGAAUCGCUUGAGAAGACUUCAUUGAAAAUUUAAACAUGAAAGGGAUACAGUUCGAAAGAAAGAUGCUAUUGCAAUCGAUUUUACAUCAUGUCACCCAAUAUCUACAAGAAUGAACUAAAUAUUUCAUUGAUUCGAACCAAAAAGUCUGUACUAAUCGAUAUUUCUUAAUCUCUUCGUCCUUAGCUAUUUUCUAAUGUAUUCCUAUGUGAGCCGGAAUAGGGUGUUAUUGAUAUGCAUUAGUUAAGAAUACAUGACAAAUGUAACAAUCGCCUUUGAUGAUGAAUGUAUGUAUGGAAUGGAGUUGAAAUCUGUAACCAGUGUUCAAAAGUCGAGUUUUUCACCGUUAAUCGAUCACAACAGUCAUUGAAACCAUAAAAUCCGGAUUUUAGUAAGCUGAGUCCUAAUAACAUAUUAACUAUAUUGGAUUUAAAUGCUAGAAUAUUUGAUUGUACAGCAAAACUUCAGUGUCACUAUCACAUAGUGUUCAUUAGUCAUCAAUAUUGUAUAACUCAACCUGAUAAACUGAGUGCAUAGACAACUUCAUGCUCAUACAAAGUUACCCGGUAGCAUAGUUUCAUUCGGGAAUAUUCAUAAGCGCUUACUAGUUGAAAAAGUCGUCGACUAGCAAUGUUUAAAACAUGCUUUGACUGAAUAUAUUAAGCUAACUAUUCAGGAGUGUUGCAAAAUCGACAACCAAUGUUCAUUAUAAGGAAAUUGUAAGACCUAAGUAAAUCGUAUUAUUUACGCAGUUAAACUAUGAGAAUUGGACAAGAAAUCAAAUGUUGCAAUCUUCAUUUAUUUAAACGCAUAAAUACUGGCACAAAGGGACACCAAAUACAUAUGCACCACAUAAAUCGUUCGAUUUGUGUGAAAGCUGCGAUAUUGUCUGGGUGACCAAACCGAAGCAGGUAUUUUUCUUAGGGGGCCACACCCAGAGCCUCUGACCUAAGGAUCUAAUCCACAAGACAAUGGAGCAACGUUAGGAGAUGCAGUACCGUGGUAGCCGGUCACCAAUAAUAGAUUCAUACGCUAUUUGUCCCCUCAGAAUCCUGGAACAUGUAGUAAGCCCAUUUCACUACUGUAUUAUUUAUCUGCUCACUGUAAUUUAGACACUUGAUCCACCAUGUAAUUUUUUGUGUGAGUCUGAUUGAGCACAUGUCAGUUUCCAAUCUAUCCUCCCAUUGGUUGUAAUACACAGACAAUCAAUAAUUUAUCCAUACUUGAUUAACACUCAUAAAUAUGUAUGGAUUCUUAACACACACACACACACUUGGUUUCACUGUGUGCUUUCUUCGUGUACGCCUGCGGAUUUUACCAAUCUUUAACAAUAAACUAUCUCUAUAACAGGUGUUCAGGCUUUUGAAUAAAUUUCGAUGAUGCAAUGAGAAGACAUCCUGAUUAGUAGGAGAGAUGAUGGUUCCAUCCAAUGCGCUAUAUACAGAAAACCAACAUGGACAGGGCAAUAUCUUAAUUUUCAUAGUCACUGCCCUAUUCAUUACAAACGCGGUUUAAUAAAGAGCUUGUUCAAUAGAAUCAAUCGUAUUUGUACUAGUGAUACUAAUGAAUUAGAGAUGAAGCUCUUGACUGAUACGUUAAUGAAUAAUGGUUAUUCUUUGAAGUUCAUAAAUCGCUGGAAGGGUUGCAAUACCUAUGAAGCUUCUGGCACCUAAAAAGCGAGUUUAUAUUACGUUACCAUUCAGAGGCGACACAAAUAGUCUCAAGUUGAAACGGAGAUAUAAAUUAGCUAUCAACCGGACAUUUUAUGCAGCCCAAUUUGUCAUUAUCGAAAAGAUAAGGUCUAUGUUUCACCAAACAACACGAAAGCGAUUGCGUCUAUCAAUUUACGUGUAUGUGUGGGAACACAUACAUAGGGAAGAGCAAUCGUGAUUUGCAAUUAUGGGUGGGUGAACACAUACCAAAAUGGUUGCAGAAACAAAUGGAUAUCAAUAGUUAAAUAAGAUCACAGGAUAGACAGACAUCAUCCUCCAUUGUGAAACAUUUGAUUGAGACGGGUCAUAAGGUUGACAUUAAAUCAGCAUUUGUAGUGUUAUACAAAAGCUUUCAAGGACGUAUACUAAGGUUUAUUGAAGCCUUGGCUAUACGGAAAUUGAAACCUCCUUUAUGUGUUCAAAAACAGUUUGUCCUUACCCUUAACCUAUCCAAGUAGCACAGAUUUAUCACCGAGAAUGGUUAUCACAUUGUUUUUAUGUACUUUAUUAUCAUUUUGUCUUUGUCACGGCUUACCUUUAACCUGUCUAGUUGACCUUAUAAUUCUCAUAUAUAAGUGUUUUUAACAAGUAUGUAAUGUGUGAUCAGAUUGUUCGAAAUGUAUUGAGCAAAUCUAUCAUCACAUAAUUCUGAUAAACUUUGUCUUCUCAUUGCAUGAUCGAAAUUUAUCAAACGGGACUAAUUGUUUUAAAUUUUGA